AUGAGGUCUCUCGGCGAACGUCUCAACACGCUUCGUAGGCUGAUCAACAUAAAAUGCGGUCCCGGCGCUGCAGUCCUCCCCCCGGAGGUAACUAGAAUACACAUGGACUUUGCCAAGAGCCUCAAGGGCCAUAUGGGAGCCAAAAAGUUCUGGCGAGAGAACCUCCCCCGGCUAAAGUACCACAACCCCUCGGUCCCCAUGAUCGUCAACCGCCACACCCAAAGCGAGAACAAGCCCACCCUCUCCAUCUACCUCCGCAAACCCGACGCAUCCUCUCCACCCCCCGCGACUCGCAACCAGCCCGCCUCCUCGCGCGACAACCUCUCCAAGGCCGCUCCCCCAGAUGCCGACGAGAGGGUCGUCACCAUCGACAUGAGCGAGAAGCACUCGUCGCACAUCCUCGAGUACGUCCUGGCCGAGACCCGCGCCGUCGUCAUCCAGCCCACCAAGGAGGAGAUCCGAGAGCUGCAGGAGAUCGAGGCCAUGCGCAAGCAGGCCGAGGUCGACAGGGACCGCAUGAGGGAACUCCGGGAGGAGAAGAAGCGCGAGGAGGACAUGCUGAAGCGAGCCCGGGCGGCUGGUGGCGUUGCCGAGGAGGAGGAGUCAUGA
This is a messenger RNA of Fusarium keratoplasticum, 609 nucleotides long. RefSeq names its product L51-S25-CI-B8 domain-containing protein. Gene Ontology annotation, molecular function: structural constituent of ribosome. Gene Ontology annotation, cellular component: mitochondrion. The transcript has 3 exons. The coding region runs from base 1 to 609 and encodes 202 amino acids. Lineage: Eukaryota; Fungi; Ascomycota; Sordariomycetes; Hypocreales; Nectriaceae. The record is from RefSeq and is a predicted model, not a curated record.